AACCUGACCCAUCAUCAGUCACUCUUCAUCUUCACUCCUAAACCUCCCUAAUUCUCAGAACUUCUCCGUUUCAUUCUUCCCCGCGAAAAUCUUCACCAAAUUUCUAAAAUGACCCCCAACUUUCCCCUCACCUUUUUAUCCACGCGCCUCCCCUAGCUUCCUUCUCCCAUGGACUCUAUUUUCAUUUCUUCCUCACUUCCCUCUCCGUUCGCUUCCCACUUCUCUCCGCCGCAGCCAACCCCCACAUUUCGCCAACUCUCCCCGAAACUGCGCUCCAAAGUCCGAAUUUUUUCAUGCAAAACCCCUCAAUUCUUUCCAUUUGCCCGUAGUUUCUUCAAAUUCAGCUCUCCGGAGACAUCCAGAGCCCCGCAAUGUUGCCAUGGAAAGGAAAUAAAGAGUCUAGAAGCCUCCAGAACUUCAAAUGGAAGCGCAGAAUCAGUUGUUUCUGUUACCAAGUGUAUAGUGUAUACGAUAUUUUGUAUUGCUGUUAGUUUCUCUCCGGUUGUUUCAUUUAAGGUUCCGGCAGUUGCUGCCCCGGUAGCGACUGAAAAGAUUUUGAAUAAAAAAGAUAAAGGGAAGGAAAUUGCGGUGGUGUUGAAAUCAAAGGAUCAUGAGUACUCAGACUGUACGAGAAGAUUGUUGGAGACGGUAUCGAGUUUGUUGAGGGUUAUAGAGGAGGUUAGAAGAGGAAAUGGGGGCAUAGAAGGUGCGAAAUUGGCGUUGAAGGCGGUGAAGGUGAGAAAAGAUGAAUUGCAAGAUGAGAUUAUGGGUGGAUUGUAUAAGGAAUUGAGGGAACUCAAAAGCGAGAAGGAAGAGUUAAUGAAGCGAACAGAGGAGAUUGUGGAUGAAGUUUCGAAGGUUCAGAGAGAGGCUGAGAAGGCAAAAGGGGAGAAAAGGGCAGAGAAGUUGGAGAGAAUUGGGAGGAUGGACAGGGAGUAUGGGGACGCAUGGGAGAGAAUUGGCGAGAUAGAGGAUGCGAUUUUGAGGAGAGAGACAUUAGCAUUCAGUGUUGGGGUGAGGGAGAUUAGUUUUAUUGAGAGAGAGUGUGUGGAUUUAGUUGAGAGGUUUAUUCGUGAAAUGAGGAGAAAGAGCAUUGAAAGUCAGGAGAAGAACUCUUUUACAAAGCUUUCAAGGUCUGAAAUUCAGAAAGAAUUGGAGACUGCACAAAGAAAACACUUGGAGCAAAUGAUUUUGCCUAGUGUUGUCGAAAUUGAAGAUAUUGGACCUUUAUUUGAUCAGGAUUCAACUGAUUUUGCUGUUCGUAUUAAACAGUGUCUUGAAGACUCAAGGGAGCUGCAGAGGGAUCUGGAGGCUCGAAUAAGAAGAGAUAUGAAAAAAUUUGGCAAUGAAAAUCGUUCUGUUGUAAAAACACCUGAAGAUGAGGUUGUGAAGGGAUUUCCAGAAGUUGAGUUGAAAUGGAUGUUUGGUGAUAAAGAAAUUGUGGUUCCUAAAGCCAUUGGCCUUCAUUUGUACCAUGGUUGGAAGACAUGGCGUGAAGAGGCUAAAGCAGACCUAAAAAGGAGCUUAUUAGAAAAUGUUGAAUUUGGUAAACAGUAUGUGGCCCAAAGACAGGAACGUAUUCUUCUGGAUCGAGAUAGAGUGGUCUCAAAUACAUGGUACAAUGAAGAGAAAGACAGGUGGGAAAUGGAUCCAAUGGCUGUUCCUUAUGCUGUGUCCAAAAAGCUAGUAGACAAUGCCAGAAUCAGGCAUGACUGGGGUGCCAUGUAUAUUGCACUAAAAGGGGAUGAUAAGGAAUUAUAUGUUGACCUUAAGGAGUUUGAAAUGCUAUUUGAGAAUUUUGGCGGGUUUGAUGGACUCUACAUGAAAAUGCUUGCCUGUAAUAUUCCAACUAGCAUUCAGCUGAUGUGGAUUCCCUUAUCAGAGUUGGAUUUUGGUCAACAGUUCAUGUUGGCAGUGAGGCUGGUUCAUCAGUGCUUUAAUGGAGUUCGGAAGUCAAGAACUGUAUCAACUUGGAGACAUUGGAUUUCUGAGAAUAUUAGAAAUACAAAUGAUGACUUAAUGAUGUUGAUUGUGUUUCCUCUCCUUGAGCUUAUCAUUCCUUACCCGUUGAGGAUGCGGUUGGGGAUGGCAUGGCCAGAGUAUAUUGAUCAAUCUGUUGGCUCAACAUGGUACUUGGAAUGGCAAUCUAAAGCCGAAAUUAACUUUAACUCUAGAAAGACAGAUGAAUUUAAGUGGUUUCUUUGGUUCCUCAUUAGAAGUGCUACAUAUGGAUUUGUUGUGUUUCAUGUCUUGCGGUUCAUGAAGAGAAAAAUUCCAAUACUUCUUGGUUUUGGACCUUUGCGUAGAAAUCCAAACAUGCGGAAAUUUCGCAGAUUGGUACUACUCUGUUUUUUCUUCAUCUAA
Pistacia vera is the source of this 2364-nucleotide messenger RNA. RefSeq names its product probable inactive ATP-dependent zinc metalloprotease FTSHI 5, chloroplastic. The transcript has 5 exons. The record is from RefSeq and is a predicted model, not a curated record. Bases 169 to 2364 code for a protein of 731 amino acids. Lineage: Eukaryota; Viridiplantae; Streptophyta; Magnoliopsida; Sapindales; Anacardiaceae.